This is a messenger RNA of Actinia tenebrosa (Australian red waratah sea anemone), 2213 nucleotides long. Its product is annotated as solute carrier family 35 member H1. NCBI's taxonomy places the organism in Eukaryota, Metazoa, Cnidaria, Anthozoa, Actiniaria, Actiniidae. The record is from RefSeq and is a predicted model, not a curated record.
CAGUCGAAGAUUUUUUUACUGUGAAAUUGUUUUAAGUUGUUUUGGCAUUUUUACUUCAUAAUAUGACACAAAAUCAUUUAAAUAUUGCCUGUAUUAAGAUAUUAUUAAUUGAAGAGGAGAAUGACUGAAAAAUGUCUUCAGUCUAAGAGAAUUAUUGUUGAUCAAAACCACUUGCUGAGAAGUCAGAAUUUUACUGCCACGUAUCUCGUACAUAAAUGGAUCGUAGAUUAUUUGGCUUCCAACAGCUUGCCGUUGCUGCCAAGACUCUAGGACUAGUGGUGUUCUUUUACACGUUCUCUAUAAGCCUUACCUUUUAUAAUAAAUGGAUGAUGAAGAGAUUUCAUUUCCCGCUAUCAGUGUCUGUCACUCAUUAUACCAUGGUCUUCAUAAUGGCAUCAUUCUUGAGAUGUUACUGGGAAUUCAGAAAGGGAAAGAAAAGAAUCAUUCUCAGUUGGUCUGAUUAUCUCAAAAGGGUUUUCCCAGCUGCUGUGGCAAGUGCACUUGAUAUUGGGCUUUCAAACUGGAGUUUCAUGUUCAUCACAGUGUCUCUGUAUACCAUGACUAAAUCCACAAGUAUUAUUUUCAUUCUUAUAUUUGCGUUGCUGUUCAGAAUUGAAAGUUGGCAUAUAUCAUUAGUGGCGAUUGUUGCACUUAUCUCAGGAGGUCUGUUCAUGUUUACUUAUCAAUCAACACAAUUCAAUUCUGAAGGGUUUUUCAUUUGUUUGACAGCUUCAGCACUCAGUGGAAUACGAUGGACAUUAACACAAAUAAUCAUGCAAAAAGAUAGUUUAGGACUUCACAAUCCAAUAGACACUAUAUAUCACAUACAGCCCCUAAUGGCAAUGUCCCUGGCACCUUUGGCAUUUUUUAUAGAAGGUCAUGAAAUGGUGUUAUCUCCUCAUUUAUUUAAUGCACCCAACUUACACGAGGCUUUGAUAUCAGCUUCUAUGGUCUUUGUUGGUUGUUUCCUAGCAUUCAUGCUCAGUCUUUCUGAAUUUCUUCUCCUCUCUCACACAUCAAGCCUCACUUUAUCUAUAUCAGGCAUCUUUAAGGAAGUCUGUACAUUAUCUUUAGCAACAGAAUUUGGUGGGGACAAAAUGAAUGCCGUUAAUUUUGUUGGACUCAUCUUGUGCCUAUCUGGGAUAGCUGUUCAUGUGGUUACCAAGGCCACUAAAGAUAACAAGGAAAAAGAAACUAAGAAAGUUAAGUAUGAUAAAAUGACACCAGAAGAAGCCGUGCAGAUGCUUCCUUUGACACAAGAUGAGGAUGACAAUCAAUAUUAGGAUUAUGAAAAUUAAUAUCAAGUAUGUAAAAGUGCUCAAUUGCAAAUCAUUGUCAGGUUUUUAAAUACAUCUAACAUACAGUAGAUCGAAGCUGAGACCAAAAUGGUACAUAUUAAUUAGAUGUGUCUAGCGAUACAAGUUGUGGGGUGUUCAUUGUUGCACUCACUGGCAGAGAGCAUGGAGGCUUUUAACGUUUCAUAUUUACUGUUUAAUAAAAUGAAUACUCAGAGGUUAAUUUGACAUUUCCCAGACUACCUUUCAGUUCAGUCUCAGGUUGUAUGUUUUGAGCCUGACAGUGUCAGAUUUUGCAAUUGAAAGUACAUAAUUUAUAUAUUAUAUUUUAAAAAUUAUAAAAUAUAUCUGCCAUCUUUAUAUCAGAGGACAGAGACACGCUCACACAAAUUCAUUUUUAAAAAAUAUUUUAUAAAAUAGCAACGAAUAUAAAACAGCUGUUUAUGUGACUCUCUGUACUACUGUGAUAUAAACACUUAGGAGCUACAUGUAUAGAGUAUUCUAAUAGCAAGAGAAACACUUGGCCAUGUCUGGUUUUCUAAGCUUGCUUCUCUAAUGUUUUAUAGCUCCAGCAUGUUUAUUUCACAGUACAGAGCAUGUUUAUUUCACAGUACAGAGACGUGUGUAUAUAUUAAAUAUAUACACAAACACAAAAUGGUCAGAUAAUAGAUAGUGAAUUUACCAUGUUUGCUCAUAAAUUAUGCAGACAGUGGAUGUCAAUAUCAUCAGCCUUGGUUUUGGCAGAGGUAAUAUGACCUAAUGGACCUGAUAACUGUUUCUUUAUAUUGAUAUCCUUUAUAUAAUGCAGUUCCAAUUAAGUACAUACUUUUUGUAUGUUUUAAUAAUGAUUAUAAUUAUAUCAAAUAUUGAAUGAACAUUUUUUCACAAAUGGAUUAUUGCAGGUUCAAUUGUAAUUUC